AAAAAAAAAAAAAAUGGGAAAAACGAUGGCCAACAUUUUGGGGCCGUCGCCUGCCGAGCUUGUGCAGCAUUUUUUCGACGAUCCACGGUAACCGAUCGCAAAUAUACCUGUCGAUAUAACAACAAUUAUGUUCGAUGUAUGUGUCGGGCAUGCCGUUUUCGAAAAUGUGUCGAAUUGGGCAUGAAUGCAAAAAGUUGGUUUAUAUCACUUCUCGCUGUUUCAACGUUUCUCUUGGUGAAAUACCCACAAAAGUAUUUUCACGUGUUUUAA
Enterobius vermicularis (human pinworm) is the source of this 270-nucleotide messenger RNA. NCBI's taxonomy places the organism in Eukaryota, Metazoa, Nematoda, Chromadorea, Rhabditida, Oxyuridae. The record is from the annotation of a GenBank genome assembly.